Messenger RNA from Chlorella variabilis, 390 nucleotides. RefSeq lists its product as hypothetical. Bases 1 to 390 code for a protein of 129 amino acids. Lineage: Eukaryota; Viridiplantae; Chlorophyta; Trebouxiophyceae; Chlorellales; Chlorellaceae. The transcript has 2 exons. The record is from RefSeq and is a predicted model, not a curated record.
AUGUCCGACACCGCCGCGCCCUCAGCUGAGCAGCCGGCUGCGCAGCAGCCGGAGCCCGCCGCCCAGGAAGCCCCAGCGGCAGCAGAGGCGCCUGCUGCUGCCCCGGAGGUCUCAGCGCCCGCCGAUGGCGCGCCCGCCGCAGCUGCCGCAGCGCCCCCGCCCGCCGCCCCCACUUCGCCGCCGGCUCCCGCAGCGGGCGCCGUCCCUGCCGCCUCGCCACCACAGGCCGAGCCGCGGGUGCCGGUGCGCGCCUACCUGGAGCAGACAGUGGUGCCUGUGCUGAUGCAAGGCAUGAUGGAGCUGAAUCGCAAGCGGCCGGCAGACCCCAUCGACUUCCUUUCCACCUACCUCCAGCAGCACAACCCGCGCAAGCAGGCCAAGACCGCGUGA